Messenger RNA from Phytophthora nicotianae INRA-310, 294 nucleotides. RefSeq lists its product as hypothetical. The coding region runs from base 1 to 294 and encodes 97 amino acids. The transcript is spliced from 2 exons. NCBI's taxonomy places the organism in Eukaryota, Oomycota, Peronosporomycetes, Peronosporales, Peronosporaceae. The record is from RefSeq and is a predicted model, not a curated record.
AUGGUUCGAGCCACACGACCCGGCAGCGCCUAUACCAGCGCCCAGAUCUCGGGGUUCUACUUCCGACCGUGCCGUGACGAGUAUGACGAGGUGAUCCUCGAAUACUUCCGCUGUCGUAGCGGCACGGUUCGGAAGCAAACCAACCGCAACGGGUUUAGCAACCUAAUGCAACAUAUCUUGCGUCAGCAUCCCGACCAUGAUCAGUUGCUAACGCCUCCCCUCCCUUCACUAUGGGGUACCGUCAACCACCUGUUUACAGAGCUGUCACGCUCCUUCGGGCUGUUCACUGGCUGA